Molecule: messenger RNA, 2230 nt
Organism: Oncorhynchus tshawytscha (Chinook salmon)
Lineage: Eukaryota; Metazoa; Chordata; Actinopteri; Salmoniformes; Salmonidae
Product: regulating synaptic membrane exocytosis protein 2-like
Exons: 18
Coding region: 23-2230 (735 amino acids)
Biological process (GO): positive regulation of synaptic transmission; regulation of synaptic plasticity; regulation of membrane potential
Cellular component (GO): presynaptic membrane; cytoskeleton of presynaptic active zone
Molecular function (GO): small GTPase binding; transmembrane transporter binding
Source: RefSeq, a predicted model, not a curated record
CUAACAGGUGGUUGGAGGAAAGAUGAUGGAUUCUGGUCGACUUUGUGCUUUCAUCACUAAAGUGAAGAGAGGGAGUCUAGCAGAUACUGUUGGUCACCUUCGACCAGGAGAUCAGGUUCUUGAAUGGAAUGGGAGGGUCCUACAAGGAGCAACAUUCAAGGAAGUUUAUAAUGUCAUUCUAGAAUCGAAGCCAGACCCCCAAGUGGAGCUGGUUGUGUCCCGUCCCAUACGAGAUUCUCCCAGUAUCUCAGAGAGCACACAUGGACAACUUGAAUCAAGUUCGAGUUUAUUUGAAUCCCAGAAGAUGGGUCGAGCAAUAUCCGUCACAUCUCCCAUGAGUCCCGGGAUGCUCCGCUACUCCCCACAGUGCCUGUCUGGACACGUCUCAGUCAAACUGUGGUACGACAAGGUGGGUCACCAGCUCAUAGUCACCAUCCUGGGAGCUAACUGUCUUAUACCAUGUGACAAAAGCAAAAGGAGAACGAAAACGGUGAAGAAGUCCCUGGAGCCUAAAUGGAACCAGACGUUCAUGUACAUGCCUGUCCACUGGAGGGAGUUUAGAGAGCGCAUGCUGGAGAUCACUCUGUGGGACCAGGCCAGGGUCAGAGAGGAGGAGAGUGAAUUCAUGGGAGGGAUCCUCAUAAACCUGGAGACAGCAUUGAUGGACGACACAGCCCACUGGUACAAGUUGCAAACCCACGAUGUAUCCUUCUUGGCAAUGCCCAACCACUCACCCUACACGCAGAGGAAACUGCUGUCGGGAGAGAGCCCCACUAGAAGGUUACAGAUGUCCCAGAGAAUUAUUGACAGUGAGUUCUCUGAUUUUGACUGCGAGGACGGGAUCGGUGUCAUAGCAGACUACAGACACAACGGCAGGGACUUCCAGAGCUCCACGCUGUCUGUUCCAGAACAGGUCAUGUCCUCCAACUACACCUCCCACUCUGACAUGGCCAGGACCUGGUCAAGGUCGCCAAGUCUUCCCCCUCCACAGAGUCGGAGUUUGGACCACGGCAUGCGAGGGGGACCGUUUUCUUUUAGCUCAGGUCGGAUGGACCGGCAUCGCUUGUCUGAAGACUGCUACUCACCAGACAGGAUGAACACUUACUUGAUCCAAACAAGCACAACUGGUUCCCCAGUGUCUCAUCAAAGAGGACGACAGCUACCCAACGUCCCAUCCAAGGGCUCACUGGAUCGAAAAGAUGGAGAGGAGAUGAAUAAUUCUUAUGAAGGAGGACCAAUGGCGUAUCAAACACCUCACCCCAUCCACUACCGAGUCCCCUCCCCUCUCCAACACCAGCCAUCAAUUCCUGUCCAGCAACAUCCUCCACAACCUCUCAUACGCCAACUAUCUGCCCCUGUACAGUACCAAAACCAGCCCCCUGUAUAUUACCAAGGCCCACCCUCUGCUCAGUAUCAAGCUCCUCCCCCUGUCCAGUCCCCAGCCCCUUCCCCAGCCCCUGUUGUAACCUCUCCUCCAGCCCCUGCCCCAACACCUGCCCCAGUUGUAACCUCUCCUCCAGCCACUGCCCCAGCAGUAUCUUCUCCUCCAGCCCCUGCCCCAACUCCUGCCUCAGUUGUAACCUCUCCUCCAGCCCCUGCCCCAAUUGUAACCUCCACUCCAGCCCCUGCCCCAGCACCUGCCCCAGUUGUAACCUCUCCUCCAGCCCCUUCCCCAGAGCCAGCCCCUGCACCAGCCCCUGCCCCUGUUGUCACCUCUUCUCCAGCCCCAGAGCCAACCCCAGCCACAACUCCAGCCUCAAACCCUGUGCCGCCACCACAGACUCCUGAGCCAGACACUGAGAGAAGCCAGUCUACAGUCAGUAAUGGGAGGAACACACCUGGGGGUACGAGAAAAGAGGUGACGUGGGAGGACCAGCAGAGGAAGGCUAAUGGUGCUUUGAAGGAUCCAUCCAAGGUGCAGACGCUGAGAGGCUCAGACACUGCCAAAUCCUUGGACAGUGAUGUUAGCGAUGUGUCCGCUAUGCCAUGUGCUUCUCGGCUCAGCAGCAUGAGCCACAUGUCUGUCCAGUCGGAGACGGCAAAGGGAAGCCACAACAUCAGUGAGGGCCAGUUGGAGGUGGGGACUUUGGCUGAGGUGGCUGAGGAAGUAGUGGGAGGAGCAGAAGGAGGCCGAGGGGGGGUGGAGGGGGGCGGAAGUGGAGCGGAGAGCGGGGAGGGGGCAGUGUCAGGGGAAGAGGAGGAGGAAGAAGACACAGCAGAGACCAAGUAA